Aegilops tauschii subsp. strangulata is the source of this 1413-nucleotide messenger RNA. The record is from RefSeq and is a predicted model, not a curated record. Lineage: Eukaryota; Viridiplantae; Streptophyta; Magnoliopsida; Poales; Poaceae.
UUUUUUGAGAACCGCCCAUCUGGACUUUAUACAUUCAAGCGGUGAACAGCGUCAACCAAGAAAUUCAGGGAUUACAAGUCUGAUUGAUUGAUGCAUGGUACUUACAGGUUAAUUGAUCGAUCCCUUGGAUGGACCACCGACCACGACGACACACGUACACCAAGUUCGAUUCGGGAUGGCCAGCAGGUUCGGUAAAACCACACGAUCGAGGUCGGUCUGCUCUCCGUCUUCAACUCUCCGUCCGUCCGUCGGAGGUGAAAACAAACGAGCUAUAUAUAUAGCAGAGAUUAGAUGGAUCGUACUUAUCUCAUAACCGCUGCUCCGCAGCGCAUGCAUAUAUUCCGUGAAAGUAUAAGAAGACCUAGCUACCUCCGCCGUCCUACUCUGCUCCUGGGACGGAUCGACAGCUCUCAGCCGGCGACCAUGGCCAAGGCCGCAAGGGCACGAGCGACGCCUUCCCUCAGUGGUCUCCUGGAGGAGAUCGUCAUCUGGGAGAUCCUCGUCCGCUUGCCCCCCAAAGCCCUCCUUCGCUGCCGCGCCGUCUGCCGCUCCUGGCGCAGCGUCACCUCCACCCGUGGCUUUCUCCUCGCCCACCACGCCCUCCAGCCUGCCCUCCCCCUCCUUGACAACGGCGAAUAUAUAGACCUCAUCAACAACUCCAUAGACAUCUGCUGCUUGAACAAUCGGCCAGGUCUUGCCGCCCCUGACCAGCUUCAGUCCGUCGCCUUAUUGAAUCUGGGCGGCAACUUCGCCUACUCUCAUCCGGUUGCCUCAUGUGAUGGCAUUCUCAUUUUCUGCAUCGACGACAACGACUUCUUCAUCUGCAAUCCGGCAACUCGUCAGUAUGCUCCCCUCCUGCUGCCUACGGAUCGUAGGUGGACGCUCCUGGGAAUGUACCCUCACACCCCUACCGAGGAGUACAGACUACUGCUCUACUCGUACAAGCCUAACCCAGACAAUGACGAUGAGCUAGCACCCGGUGGUCAAGUUUCGUGCCAUGUCUUUUCAUUGGGCUCUGACCAGCCACCGAGGCGCAUCGGGUGGCCAGAUGUGAUUAUGCCGGAAUGUGAACAUCAUGUACUAUUCCGUGGUAACUUGCAUUGGUUCCCGUCACAUGAAGACAUUGAAGGCAAGAUGAUAGUGUUGUUCGACACCACAUCCGAGUCGUUCCGAGAGAUGCGUGUUCCCGUUGCCGACUACGCUCACCUGUUUGAGGUAGACGGCAAGCUUGGCAUGACCAUCUUGGAUCUUGCGACGACCAUUGAUAUCUGGAUGUUGCAAAACUAUGAAAGAGAGGUCUGGGCCUUCAAUUGCCGGAUUGAAUUACCUGUCCAGAGAUCAGGGGGCAAACCAAUAAUUAUGACGGUCCAUUGGAUUUGGAUCUGGUGGUCGUGCCUGGGGAUGGUUGUUUAG